GUUUAUGCUUCAGGGUGGGUAGUUCAUUUCUUCAGAGGGGAAUACAGUGUUGUUAAUCAAGAUGCAGUUCAUGCUUCUAUUCAGCCGACAAGGCAAGCUCAGGCUUCAAAAGUGGUACGUGCCUUUGUCUGAUAAGGAGAAAAAGAAGAUCACCAGGGAGUUGGUGCAGACGGUCCUGGCUCGAAAGCCCAAAAUGUGCAGCUUUCUGGAGUGGAGGGACCUCAAGAUCGUAUAUAAGAGAUAUGCCAGCCUGUACUUCUGCUGUGCCAUCGAGGACCAGGACAACGAGCUCAUCACACUGGAGAUCAUCCACAGAUAUGUGGAGCUGCUGGACAAAUACUUUGGCAGUGUUUGUGAGCUGGACAUUAUUUUCAACUUUGAGAAGGCCUACUUCAUCCUGGAUGAAUUCCUGCUGGGUGGUGAAGCUCAGGAGACGUCCAAAAAGAACGUAUUGAAGGCCAUUGAGCAGGCCGACUUGUUACAGGAGAAUAUAGACUUUCAGAUGCGCCUAUUUGCAGCCCCGUCAUGAGUACUUUAAUGUGCCUGUGUACUGAUUGGCUGCCAUCGCUGCUGCUGCUGCUGCUGCUGCUGCUAUCCACCCUGCAUGCUGAGCUCCUCAGUGCCUGGCACCUUGCUCUCUGCCCUCUGAGCAUCUGUUAUUGCCAUGUGGUUUGGGGGGUGUUAAAAUAUUCUCAGCUCACUGUUCAGCUCCAUACAUGACAGUCAUGAUACGAUAUUGUCACAGUGUUAAUUUAAAACUACAGUAAAUGAUGAUAACACUUAGAGAAGUUACUCAUCAGUGUGUUUAUUAAUAAUAAUGUAAUGUGUUGUGUGGUGACAUAUUGGUACAUGCCUGUCAUUCAUCCACUUAUUAUUGGUUUCAUUGCAAUAGUUGAACACCUCUCUUUAUUAUUCACUGUAAAACAGCAAGUGCCAUCAUGAACCAAGAGAAAGAUCCACUUACUAGAUUUUCUUCAGCGUGUUAAACCUUCAUCAGUGAAGGGAAGUACAGCUUUAAAGGGGACUGCCACCUAUGAAUGUGAGCGAUUCUCUCAAAGCCAGAAACCAGAGAAGUGAGUCUUAAACUUGUGAUGUCAUCAAGUAUAAAGUCUGGAGCUGCUCCAUAAACGAUGAACAAGAGACUGAUUUUGUGGACCCACUGAAUAUUUGUUUUCUUUUUUAUAUCACACCGGCGGUGAACGCUGUGUGUCAAAACAUAAGCCCCCACACCAGCGGCUGCUGGAUGCACAUCUGGAUGUAAUGCUGUACGGCACUUCAUGCCACUGUCCUUGCUACCCUGAGAAUUAAAUGCACCCCUCCCCCCAGUCGCUCUCUGCUUGUAUAUACCAGCUCCCAUUGCACCUCUUCUUCUCUGCUCCUAUGGCAGCUCGACUCCUCUCCUCACCAUUGAUGCAUAAAGAGAACUCUGUUGCUGUUGCUGUGUCUCGUGUGUGACGAAACAUAGAUGAGGAGAGACUUGUGGUUGAGGUUGAGCUCAACAACCCACAAUCCAGACAUUAUAAAGGCAAAAAGAUAUAUUGGGUGAAAGAUUAACUUUAAUUAGGGGCUCUCCACACAUGAUUUUAAGCUAACGCAGACGUGGAGGAGUUACAGUAGUAGUAACUUUGUGUGCUUGUAUGUUAACGAGCUGCGGCGCAAUGUGUUCAGUGUGUGCUGGGGCGGCACGUGACACGUGUGUCAUGUUUCUAGCUUCAGUGUCAUCUGGAACAUCUUUCACCAUGGAGCAGUGGCAGACUUUAUACCUUGUGACAUCACAAAUUAGAGUUUUAACACUCUAGUUUUUGGAUUUUGAAGA
Molecule: messenger RNA, 1816 nt
Organism: Epinephelus lanceolatus (giant grouper)
Lineage: Eukaryota; Metazoa; Chordata; Actinopteri; Perciformes; Serranidae
Source: RefSeq, a predicted model, not a curated record